AUGACGCCACGCGACGCGCGACGCCCCGGGCCGAUCGAGCGAGCCACGGGUGCGCGCUUCACCACCUUGCUUUACUUCCCGACCGCCAUGAGCGCGUCCAAGCACGUCGACUCCGAGCUCGAACCGCACCGCUCAGGCGUGUACGACACGCGCCUGGAUGAAAUACGCCGCUCACACACCUGGGCGAGCCUUUUCCCUCACACACCUGGAACCGCUCCCAUUCCGGCGCUAGUCGUGGUGGACGAACUGCAGUGCGCCCAGUCCGCUUCCGCUUCCACUCUCACUCCCACUUGCACUUGCACUCCCACCGCGGCUGCUCUACGACGCAAACUGGGCAUCUCUCUUUGUACCCAUCCUCUUCCUGUUGGACUGGACGACCAGCAGAUCGAGGUCUAUCGCGUUCUCCGCUCGAUCACCACCGAGCACCUGGAGCCCCUGCACAAGCUGCAAGGGUGGGACUUCAUCGACGCGUGGUUCCAGUGUGCAGAAGCCCACUACCUCGCAUGGACGAACGGUAGCCACCACCAGGAUCCCAGCCUGGACAACCUGAUGUAUCGAAACCGUCGUGCUGGCAAGAUAUCUCCGGUGCUCAGCGACUGGGAUAUUGCCAACGACUGGGACCUUGCAAUCGACGCCAGCGUCCCACAGACGCACACGGGCUUGACGAGGACCGGCACAAUGCCGUUCAUGGCUAUCGCGCGCCUGGAUGCUGGGGCAUGGGACGGCCAUCUUCCGCACAUCUACCGGCACGAUCUCGAGGCGUUCUUCUACAUCCUUACCUGGGUCGUGUGCUGCUACGAAGACGGCCAGCGCCUCGAUUCCCUGCCCCCCAUGCUCGAGACGUGGACGAAGGGCGAUACGUGGACGAAGUACGACCCAGAAACGUGCUCAGCGUACAAGUACACAUUCAUCUGCAAUGUGCAAUGGCCCUAUCACAGCUUUCCGACCGACUCGUGGUCGUACGAGAUGGCGGCGUUGGCGAAUAGGAUACGCGCGUUCUUCGCGGACAUGUUCAGGCUGUCUGCACCGUCGGAACAGUCAUAUCACGACACUUUCAAGCUUCAGUUCGAACGUCACGGUCGGGCAUUGCCACCCCCAAAGGAGGACGACAAACCGACGGAGAUAUGGGAGGGUUUCUGCGGUGCCGUGCAGGAAGAGCUACUGACCAUGUCCGACUGGGAUACCCUUAAGAAGGAGGACCUCCCGCCUAGGCUUGCAUCGUUCUUGCCCGACAGACGAUGGUAUCAACGUGUCGGAACGCCGCGCAGCCCCACCCCCUCCUUCACCGACCACGAAGGCGUCCUCGUGGGCGGCCUCCUCUAUUGGCUCAGGAAGUGCGACGCGAGGCGGCAGGCGGAGAAGGGGCCAGGGACGUGGGUGAUGUCGGGGGAGGUUAGGCUGGAUAAGGGGGAGGGGCGCGAGUUGGCGGUGCCGGACCAGCCGCGAUCAGUGGAGGACCAGCCCACGCCAGUCUGGGAGGAAUUUUGCGGCGCGGUGCGGGAGGCAAUCGGAUGGGUCAACGAGUACGCGUUGAGUUAUGCUCGAACAUCCGCUUCGCACGAAUCGGGCAAGCUGAGUCGUGCGAAGCGGCUGGUAGCAACAACGCGUCACAUGGCAGGGUCACAAAAGCGUGACCUUGACUUAGCGAAAUUUCGGCGGACGAUUCGGAUGACCCGCGCGAAUCUUCUUCUGUAUGUCAUGAAGAGGUAG
Schizophyllum commune H4-8 is the source of this 1710-nucleotide messenger RNA. RefSeq lists its product as uncharacterized. The coding region runs from base 1 to 1710 and encodes 569 amino acids. The transcript is spliced from 5 exons. Lineage: Eukaryota; Fungi; Basidiomycota; Agaricomycetes; Agaricales; Schizophyllaceae. The record is from RefSeq and is a predicted model, not a curated record.